Molecule: messenger RNA, 3090 nt
Organism: Galeopterus variegatus (Sunda flying lemur)
Lineage: Eukaryota; Metazoa; Chordata; Mammalia; Dermoptera; Cynocephalidae
Product: protein FAM110C-like
Exons: 3
Coding region: 1-591 (196 amino acids)
Biological process (GO): positive regulation of cell migration; regulation of cell projection assembly
Cellular component (GO): cell cortex
Molecular function (GO): alpha-tubulin binding
Source: RefSeq, a predicted model, not a curated record
AUGCGGGGUCCAGCGGUGACCUCAGGGACUCAGGAGCGGGGAGGCGGCCGCGGCCUGUAUUUGGAGCCAAGCGAGCCCGGUCCCUCUCGCUCCAGUGCCCUGGGGGCCUGCCCCGCCUCUGGCGCGCCGCCCUCUGGAGCCGGCCCACCGGCUGCCCUGCCCGCGGCCGGGAGGUGCGGGGGACCGGGGCGGCCGCGGGUGGCGGCGCGUGGGGGACCGCGGGUGGUGGCGCGUGGGGGGCCGCCGCGCCCGCAGCCGGACCUCGGCGACCGCCACGCCAAGACUUCGGCCGAGUCCGACGCGUUCUUCCAGUUCUGCGGCCUGGAGCCGGACGUGCUGGAGGCGCUCGGGCGCGACAACUUCGCCGCCGGCUGGGACCCCGUCGCCCUCCAGGUGCGCAGCGUGAGCGUCGCCACUUCCGACAGCGAGUCCUCCGGGCACAGCGGGGAAGACCGCGGGCUGCAGGCGGAGGAGCUGGCGGAGCAGGUGCCCAGCACCACCUCGGUCAUCGAGCGGAACGCCCGCAUCAUCAGGUGGCUGUACACCUGCAAGAAGGCCCGGGAGACGCAGGGGCUGCAGGGCCCGGCGUGACCGCCCGCGGGGCGCCAGGAGCGGAGGAAGUAAAACUUCCCUUCGAUGAUGGGGAUGCCUGAAGUGUGACUUGGGACCCAAGGCCAUUUGCCCACUGUGCCCGGGCGACCACGUGAUUGCUGCUUUCCCACGAAUAAAGCACCCCACCGACAAAGCUAAGGUGAUUUCAGAAGGUUUGAAAUGCUGUGGAGGAGAUGGGAACACAGACCUUGAAAAUUAGCAGAAUUAGGACUGUCAUAGCAGCCAAGCACUGAGAGACGUUUUCCUUGUUAGAGGGUCUGUCCCUGCUUCCAGACGGCAGCGGGAAAGGGAAAAGCUGUUCGGAAGUAUUUUCAGGGACAUCUUUUUGACCGACUUGCUGGCAAAAGAGAUGCUGUGAAGUGUUUUAACAAUGUCUCAGUUGAUUUUUUUUUUUAAAGGUGAAGAGUAUGAAGAUCAGGCCUGAAUGUCAGGGUAUUUACUCCUUCCUACCGUCCUGGACUUAAUGACACCAUUUAAAUCAAAGUUCUGCAAUUCACAAGAAGGUGUAUUCUGUUUAAAUACUACAGCCUGCAGACUCACACAUACCAUACACAGACCCGUUUCCAAAGCAUUACAGUUCUGUAAACGACACUUAAUGCCCAAACUAUAUGACUGAUUGUCUUUUUGAAUGAGUCAGAAAGCACUUUUAAAGUCCCUUGAGGCCUACGAGGUCAUUCUGUUUAUGCCAGUAUGCAUAGGGUCUUGGGCUUGUGGAAGUACCCGUUAAAAGAUAAGUUACAGCUGAGAUACUGCUAUUUUAUUGCACCUGGACAGUUUCUUGAGAAAUGGCAGAAAAAUCUUGGAGUUUUUCCUUUCAUCAGACCAAUAGCAGCAUUCCACUAUACCUGCACAGUUCUCUUGUUCCCAGCCUCCAAGAAGGACGGAAACCUUAGUUUAUACAGAACUUGGGCAUCUGAGGGCCGGGACUUUUCACAGUCCUUUGGUCCAACUCGCACCUCUACAUAUCAUGUAACCAUCCCCAAAUCUGGCACCAGUUCACAGUUUUCUGCAAAAGUUACAUUUUAAAACAAGGGGCAGCCUCUGGCUGUCUGGGAGACUCUAUGAUCAGAAGGUGCGUAAAGAGUUAUUGUGACCUUAAGUCUGAACUUGCUCAUGACACCCAGAGUAAGUAGAUUUCAGAUUCACAACACAAAGAAAAUGUGGAACUUAGCUAACUCUUUCAAAGUUUACCAUGUUUCAUCAAAAUAUAUCUCUUUAGGGACAAAAUUACUAGAGAGAAGAAUAUGGAGGGGAGAGAAAUGUGUUUCCCAGUGGUAAAAUAUUUUAUAAAGCAUUCCAUUUUGCUAUAGUUAUGUAUUUGUUUAAUAUUGUAUUAAAUUUUUGUAACUUUUACUGUGAGAUUAGGUCUGUGUGUUACUCGAAUAUUUAUUUUUACACAGUUAUCAGUCUUCAGGUAGUUUUCCUUUACUUCAUAUCGUUUUAAUUUUUAUCAAUAUAAUAAUUUUAAAUCAUUUUCUCCUUGGUCAUCUUUUUGUAUAUAUUGUUUAAUUGAACUUUUGUCUUUAGAGUGCAAGUGGUCUUGCACAGUGCUCAGUACCAUAGUGAUUUGUUUUCAAGUAAGUCCCAGAUACACAUUUUUGGAGGCUUUGUCUAAAUGUAGACUCAGACUCAAACAGCGGGUUCUCUGCUGUAGGAAUGUUUUCCCAGUCAUUCCUCUGAAAAUGCUGCUAUUUGGCUGCUCACUGUAUUGCACUUAGUUUUUAAAAAAAAAAAAGACAAUGUCAAAGAGGAGAGCAAUUCUGGAGAAGAUAUCGGAGAUGGGGCAUGAGGAAUAGGGGAGCAGGGUGGCACCAGGCUCCAGAGCAGUGAGCACAUUCUGCUUCCUUUCCACGUAGACUCGCGCUCAGCCUCAUGUCUUGAGUAUGUGCUUAGACAUGACAAGUCCUUUCCUAAACCUGAACCGCCCCAAUUUGCUGAGCGACUGAAGAAAAUCAAACACUGUGGCUCAAUCCAGAUGGGAAGCUUGUAAGUGCUUUUCCCAAGGUCGAGCAGUAGUUGCCGCUACAAAGUACUUUGAUCUGUCCGUGAAAGAAUAGCAUAUAAAAUAACGUGAUUAAACAAAAUGGAAAAAAAUGAUGGUUAAAGCAAGGAAAAUAACUUGGCAGCAGUCUUUUUCAUUAAUAUGCGGGUGAGGAUUUGCAGUGCCUCAGACUGAAAGGUAUUCACGUGACUAGAAAGUUUCCUCAUUAUAUGUAUGUAUACAUGUACAUAUAUAUGUGGUUUUUAAACUACUGAUCAUUGACAGUGAAAUAAGAAGGAGGUUUCAAUGGGCAUUGGCUCUUUUCAGUAGGUUCAAAGUUCAGUGCUGUGGUUAUAGUUGGUGAUGCCAUAAAAAAACAUGCCUGACAAUUGUUUUAGAAGUUUCUAAAUAGAGUUUUUCUACACACUGCUUGCAACUGGAGUGCAAAUAUUACAUAUUCUGUAUUAAAGAAAUAAAGAAUUUUUAUCACUUAUUAA